AUGUCGCAAGUUCAAGAACAACACAUAUCAGAGUCGCAGCUUCAGUACGGAAACGGCUCGUUGAUGUCUACGGUACCAGCAGACCUUUCACAAUCCGUUGUUGAUGGGAACAGCAACGGUGGCAGCGAUGAUAUCGCUGCCACCAACGGCUCCGCCGAUGGUGGCGGAUUGCAGGAGCAAGCUCAAGCACAGGGAGAGGCGGAAGAUGAAGUGUACGAUGAGGCAGCUUUGGGAUCGUUCGUACCCAUAGAGAAACUGCAAGUGAACGGGAUUACUAUGGCAGAUGUGAAAAAACUAAGGGAGAGCGGGUUGCACACUGCUGAAGCAGUGGCAUAUGCUCCUAGAAAGGAUUUGCUAGAGAUCAAGGGUAUAUCUGAGGCGAAGGCAGACAAGUUGCUGAACGAAGCCGCCAGACUAGUGCCCAUGGGGUUUGUCACGGCUGCUGAUUUUCACAUGAGAAGAUCGGAACUGAUUUGUUUAACAACUGGUUCUAAGAAUUUGGACACUCUUUUGGGUGGUGGUGUUGAAACGGGUUCUAUUACUGAGCUUUUUGGUGAAUUCAGGACAGGUAAGUCCCAACUAUGUCACACUUUGGCCGUGACUUGCCAGAUUCCGCUGGAUAUUGGUGGCGGCGAAGGCAAGUGUCUGUAUAUCGAUACGGAGGGUACUUUCAGACCAGUGAGAUUAGUGUCCAUAGCCCAGCGGUUUGGAUUAGAUCCAGAUGAUGCUUUAAACAACGUUGCGUAUGCAAGAGCUUAUAACGCCGAUCAUCAGCUAAGACUUCUGGACGCUGCUGCUCAAAUGAUGAGUGAAUCCAGGUUUUCGUUGAUCGUGGUGGAUUCUGUCAUGGCUCUUUACCGCACAGAUUUUUCUGGCCGUGGUGAAUUAAGCGCAAGGCAAAUGCAUUUGGCAAAAUUCAUGCGUGCGUUACAGAGACUGGCUGAUCAAUUUGGUGUCGCUGUCGUCGUUACUAACCAAGUUGUCGCCCAAGUUGAUGGUGGUAUGUCUUUCAAUCCAGAUCCAAAGAAACCAAUCGGUGGUAAUAUUAUGGCUCACUCUUCGACCACGCGAUUAGGCUUCAAAAAGGGUAAGGGAUGUCAAAGAAUAUGUAAAGUUGUGGACUCGCCUUGCUUGCCAGAGGCCGAAUGUGUGUUUGCAAUUUACGAAGAUGGUGUCGGUGACCCUAGGGAAGAAGACGAAUAG
This is a messenger RNA of Saccharomyces mikatae IFO 1815, 1203 nucleotides long. RefSeq names its product recombinase RAD51 (gene RAD51). The transcript has a single exon. The record is from RefSeq and is a predicted model, not a curated record. Gene Ontology annotation, biological process: mitotic recombination; reciprocal meiotic recombination; DNA recombinase assembly. Gene Ontology annotation, cellular component: condensed nuclear chromosome. Gene Ontology annotation, molecular function: DNA strand exchange activity; ATP hydrolysis activity; double-stranded DNA binding. Bases 1 to 1203 code for a protein of 400 amino acids. NCBI's taxonomy places the organism in Eukaryota, Fungi, Ascomycota, Saccharomycetes, Saccharomycetales, Saccharomycetaceae.